Messenger RNA from Closterium sp. NIES-67, 2196 nucleotides. The record is from the annotation of a GenBank genome assembly. Lineage: Eukaryota; Viridiplantae; Streptophyta; Zygnematophyceae; Desmidiales; Closteriaceae.
CUUAUGUACGUCGCACUCGCAAAAAACGGUAUUUAGCACAGUGCAACCUGACUACAGUGAAUGAGCGACCUGACUGGGCAAUAUCUACGCGGCAUGUAAUCAGUGAAGAAGACGUGAAGCCAUGAAUGUCUUUACUCACUUACCCCUUUACCAGAAUUCAUGCGUACAUUCACGCGUUCCACUCCUUGACUUUCUGAUAGGCUGCGAUGCACAACCUGCGGUGGACGAGCGCCGCCAAUAACUGCGAUUGUUCCUAGUCGAUAUUAAUUCCCGCCUUCCCAUUCGAUAGCUCACAUUCAUGCAAUAGUCCUCAGUUUACCAGAAAUGAGCAGGACGUCCCUCAAGUGAGCAGCAUAACAGCGAGCAUCAGAACCAACAUAGAGCAUCAGUGUCAUCUUUCAGUCCCCUCAUAGUUUUAGCCAGAGCGACCGAGAAGCGAGCGGGUCGGAGUCUCUGCGGUUAUUUCUCUUUGAGUUAUUCAGGACUGUUACUAGCACGAUUCAUGGCUCCCCGCGCCUUGCGCAAGAUCGUGUCGACCAUUCCUCUGGAGACCAUCUACAGCGUCGGCGAAGGGCGAACCGUCGCCAUCGGGCUUGACGGCUGUCGCGACUGUCGCAACGCUUUCGCACAGUGGUUGCACGACGGCCAGCAACCGGACGACCGAAUCGUCGUCGCGAUCGCCGCCGGGAGCAGCAAACCCACGACGACGACCCCAACGAGCGACGCGGCUCCGUCGCAGAAUCGCACGCAUAGACGCAGCAAAUCAUGCGACGUGCGACAUAUACUAGCGCCGGCUGGCGCAAGCGAGAAAGCGGCGACUGCCGUUGUGAAGAACACUGUGGUCGUGCCGGGUUUGCCGCUCGACGAUUUCGGCGACUGGGACAAGAAAUCGCGCGCCGUGCUGCUGAAACUCGCCGAAAUCGGCGCUCAAGAAAAGGUUCGUUUCGAGGCCAUUCGCCUGCCGUCCGCCAGCACAGCUCUGUCCUUCGCGCGUUCCCUCGUCGACUGCUGCCACUCCAUCGACGCGCACCUCCUCCUCCUCCCCGCGCACGACUGCUCCGCGCUGCUCCCCUUCCCCGCGCUCUUCCCGCGCUCGCUCUCCGCCUCUUCCGCGGCUCCGUCCGCUUCGUCCGCUUCUUCCGCCUCCGCCUCCCCGGUUCCCCUCGUCUCCGCCGACGCUCGCGCCCGCCGCGUUGCGUCGUUCUGCUCCCUGAAUGCUCCCUGUCCGGUCUCCAUGAUUGGUCGGCUUGGCGUCAAGGAUGGGAAAAUAAACGGUGGAGAAAGCACUCCCUGUUCGUCGAAAAGCUUCGCUUCAGAGAAAGUCGCUAGUCUUAACUGUGAGGAGCGUGAGAGCUGUGGUAGUGAUGCUCACGAAUCCAGCAGCAGUAACGGAGAUAGCAGUAACGGGGAUGGAGACUUCGAUGCGGAGUUUUGCAGUAGCAGCAGCAGUGGCAGCAGCGCCAGCAACAGCCCUUCAAGCAGUGAUGAUAACUCACAAUCACAUUCGCCUCAGUCACAAUUUCCACCCAAACCAACGGUACAGGCGCGAAGCCAAGGCAAGCGGACAUCUAUCCACGGGUUUUCACUCCCCCGACCAGGCCUGGGGGGCAGUUCGGGCAGCAAGCCGCCACAGGUCGGGCAGCUGGUUCGGCAAUGGGUCGGGGGAAAAGCGGCUUCUCGGGGGGAGUCAGUCUUCUGCACAAGCCGCGGUUUUGUUUUCUCCGUCUGCAGGGGGAAGGAAGGGGUGGCCUCAGUUGGCUGAUUUGCCUGCACUAAUGAUGUGCCAUAAAAGAAGGGUGUGGUUGGUGGUUUCCACCUAAAUAAUUCAUUCGUUUGUUCAUUUCCAGCAGCAGUCUGGAGACAUUAAUUCUAUUACCUGGAGUCCGACAUGAUGCAGGCAGGGACCAAGCUUGGGAUCGAGAAACAGCCCUGCAUCUGGGAGGUGGAAGCCUCCUUUCCAGCGGCAGACAGCCUUCCAGUUGACAGAGAUGGGAGCCUGAAACAAGUGGAGUCCAGCCCAGGUUGGGGGGCUAUGAGGAAGAAGAGCCAUGAAGUGAGUAUUGCUAUGCUACAACAGAUGCAUAUUCUCUAGGUAUGUAACAGUAUAGACGUUCCUGUAGUGAAGCGUAGAUGCUUAUUUUAUGCAAUUUUAGUAGUGCCUUGUUGUAGUGUGCAUAAUCAAUGUAAGUGCCUAUG